AUGUCUUCUAUUAAAAUUACUACUGCAGCUCCAACCAUUUGUGAAGCACCAGCAAUUAUUUUUGCUCCAACAACACCAGCAGCUACAACACCUGCAGCUAUAACUACCACUGUAGCUACAACACCUGCAGUUACAACCACCACUGUAGCUACAACACUUCCUGCAGCUACAACCACCACUGUAGCUACAACACCCGCAGCUACGACUACCACUGUAGGUACAACACCUCCUGCAGCUACAACUACCACUGUAGCUACGACUACCACAGAAGUACCAACAACUACUGGAGCUACAACAACUACUGCAGCUACAACUACCACUGGAUCUACAACAACUACUGUAGCUACGGCUACCACUGUAGCUACAUCAUCUCCUGCAGCUACAACUACCACUGGAGAUACAACAACUACUGCAGCUACAACUACCAUUGGAUCUACAACACCUGCAGCUAUAACUACCACUGUAGCUACAACACCUGCAGUUACAACUACCACUGUAGGUACAACAUCUCCUGAAGCUACAACUACCACUGGAUCUACAACUACUGCAGCUAUGACUACCACUGCUGCUACAUCAUCUCCUGCAGCUACAACUACCACUGGAGCUAUAACAACUACUGCAGCUACAACUACCACUGAAUCUACACCUGCAGCUAUAACUACCACUGUAGCUACAACACCUGUAGUUACAACUACCACUGUAGCUACAACAUCUGCUGCAGUUACAACUACCACUGUAGCUACAACACCUCCUGCAGCUACAACUACCACUGUAGCCACAACACCCGCAGCAAUGACUACCACUGUAAGUACAACACCUCCUGCAGCUACAACUACCACUGUAGCUACGACUACCACAGAAGUACCAACAACUACUGCAGCUACAACUAUUACUGGAGCUACAACAACUACUGCAGCUACAACUACUACUGGCUCUACAACUACUGCAGCUAUGACUACCACUGUAGCUACAUCAUCUCCUGCAGCUACCACUUCCACUGAAGCUACAACCACUACUGCAGCUACAACUACCACUGGAUCUACAACAACUGCAGCUAUAACUACCACUGCAGCUACAACACCUGCAGUUACAACUGCCACUGUAGCUACAACACCUCCUGCAGCUACAACUACCACUGUAGCUACGACUACCACUGUAAUUACACCUCCUGCAGCUACAACUACCACUGUAGCUACGACUACCACAGAAGUACCAACAACUACUGCAGCUACAACUACUACUGGAGCUAAAACAACUACUACAGAUACAACUACUACUGGACCUACAAUAACUAUUGCAGCUACGACUACCACUGUAGCUACAUCAUCUCCUGCAGCUACAACUACCACUGAAGCUACAACAACUAUUGCAGCUACAACUACCACUGGAUCUACAACACCUGCAGCUAUAACUACUACUGUAGCUACAAAACCUGCAGUUACAACUGCCACUGUAGCUACAACACCUCCUGCAGCUACAACUACCACUGUAGCUACAACACCCGCAGCUACGACUACCACUGUAAAUACAAUACCUCCUGCAGCUACAACUACCACUGUAGCUACAACACCCGCAGCUACGACUACCACUGUAAGUAUAACACCUCCUGCAGCUACAACUACCACUGUAGCUAUGACUACCACAGAAGUACCAACAACUACUGCAGCUACAACUACUACUGGAUCUACAACAACUACUGCAGCUACAACUACUACUGGAUCUACAACAACUACUGCAGCUACAACUACCACUGUAGCUACAUCAUCUCCUGCAGCUACAACUACCACUGGAGCUACAACAACUACUGCAGCUACAACUACCACUGGAUCUACAACACCGGCAGCCAUAACUACCACUGUAGCUACAACACCUGCAGUUACAACUACCACUGUAGCUACAACAUCUCCUGCAGCUACAACUACCACUGUAGCUACAACACCCGCAGCUACGACUACCACAGAAGUACCAAUAACUACUGCAGCUACAACUACUACAGCUACAACUACUACUGGAGCUACAACUACUGCAGCUACAACUACCACUGGAUCUACAACAACUACUGAAGCUACAACUACCACUGUAGCUACAACACCCGCAGCUACCACUAACACUGUAAGUAUAACACCUCCUGCAGCUACAACUACCACUGUAGCUAUGACUACCACAGAAGUACCAACAACUACUGCAGCUACAACUACUACUGGAUCUACAACAACUACUGCAGCUACAACUACCGCUGGAUCUACAACAACUACUGCAGCUACAACUACCACUGUAGCUACAUCAUCUCCUGUAGCUACAACUACCACUGGAGCUACAACAACUACUGCAGCUACAACUACCACUGGAUCUACAACAACUACUGCAGCUACAACUACCACUGUAGCUACAACACCCGCAGCUACGACUACCACUGUAGGUACAACACCUCCUGCAGCUACAACUACCACUGUAGCUACAACACCCGCAGCUACGACUACCACUGUAAGUAUAACACCUCCUGCAGCUACAACUACCACUGUAGCUAUGACUACCACAGAAGUACCAACAACUACUGCAGCUACAACUACUACUGGAUCUACAACAACUACUGCAGCUACAACUACUACUGGAUCUACAACAACUACUGCAGCUACAACUACCACUGUAGCUACAUCAUCUCCUGCAGCUACAACUACCACUGGAGCUACAACAACUACUGCAGCUACAACUACCACUGGAUCUACAACACCGGCAGCCAUAACUACCACUGUAGCUACAACACCUGCAGUUACAACUACCACUGUAGCUACAACAUCUCCUGCAGCUACAACUACCACUGUAGCUACAACACCCGCAGCUACGACUACCACAGAAGUACCAAUAACUACUGCAGCUACAACUACUACAGCUACAACUACUACUGGAGCUACAACUACUGCAGCUACAACUACCACUGGAUCUACAACAACUACUGAAGCUACAACUACCACUGUAGCUACAACACCCGCAGCUACCACUACCACUGUAAGUAUAACACCUCCUGCAGCUACAACUACCACUGUAGCUAUGACUACCACAGAAGUACCAACAACUACUGCAGCUACAACUACUACUGGAUCUACAACAACUACUGCAGCUACAACUACCGCUGGAUCUACAACAACUACUGCAGCUACAACUACCACUGUAGCUACAUCAUCUCCUGUAGCUACAACUACCACUGGAGCUACAACAACUACUGCAGCUACAACUACCACUGGAUCUACAACAACUACUGCAGCUACAACUACCACUGUAGCUACAACACCCGCAGCUACGACUACCACUGUAGGUACAACACCUCCUGCAGCUACAACUACCACUGUAGCUACAACCCCUCCUGCAGCUACAACUACCUCUGUAGCUACAACACCUGCAGCUACAACUACCACUGUAGCUACAACACCUCCUGGAGCUACAACUACCACUGUAGCUACGAAUACCACAGAAGUACCAACAACUACUACAGCUACAACUACUACUGGAGCUACAACAACUACUACAACUACUACCGGAGCUACAACAACUACCACAACUACUACUGGAGCUACAACUUCUGCAGCUACAAUUACCACUGGAUCUACAACAACUACUGCAGCUACAACUACCACUGGAGCUACAACAAUUACUGCAGCUACAAAUACCACUGGAGCUACAACACCUGCAGCUACAACUACCACUGGAGCUACAACAACUACUGCAGCUACAUCUACCACUGGAGCUACAACAACCAUGACCAAGGCUAAAAUCCUGUACAGAGAUGAUACUUCUCACAGUUCACCGGUAUAUUUUUUCCUGUUUGUUACUGUGUAUCAGUUUAGGUCUUGUCUUCAGUAUUCUCUGGAGGCUCAGGAGUUUUUUCAGGUGCCUCCAAUGUUCUACCAAGUACCUCAACCUACUCAUCACACUAUCCUAAUACUUCUUAUGACCCAUAUCCCUCAAACGUUGAUUCAGAACUUUGUCCUAGCUCACAACUACCAAGAUAUCCACUAA
Messenger RNA from Bufo bufo (common toad), 4014 nucleotides. RefSeq names its product mucin-2-like. The record is from RefSeq and is a predicted model, not a curated record. The transcript is spliced from 3 exons. Lineage: Eukaryota; Metazoa; Chordata; Amphibia; Anura; Bufonidae. Bases 1 to 4014 code for a protein of 1337 amino acids.